AUGAUUUGUAUAUUAAUUGGAAUUAGUGGUGCAUCCGGUAGUGGUAAAACAUCGUACUCUCAAUCAUUAGCCAAACGUUUAAAAUCACCGCUUAAACCAAUAUCUUUAGAUAAUUUUUGUUGUCAAAGUCCUCCUCAAACAUAUCAUCCAAAACUUGGUAAACUAUGGAAUUAUGAAACACCUGAAUCUUUAAAGUCAGAAGAAUUAUAUAAAUUACUAUCAUCAAUAAAACAAUGUCAGACAAUGGAAAAGUUAAUGAACUAUGCAAAAAAUAACCGCUACUUGGCAGCACAAAAUAGCGACAAUAAUGAUACAAAUUUUAUUUAUAUAGUUGUUGAAGGAUUUUUAUUAUUUGCUUUAACCGAUCCACUCACUCAUUUAUUCGAUAUUCGACUGUUUCUAGAUGCUGAAAAAGAAACAUGUUGUCGAAGAAGAUAUGUGAGAGAAUCUAAAAAUCAUUUAGACGUAAACGGAGAAGAAAUUAAUGAAUCAUUUAAGUUAUGGUUUGAUGAUCUUGUAUGGAAGCACUAUCUCGAACACAAAGAUCGACAGAAACAAGCUGCUCACCAGUCUAUUCAUGAACGAGAUUAUACAAAUUCGAAUUAUGCACAAAUAGAUGCAAUUGUAGAUGAUAAAAUAGCAAAAAUCAUUUACGAGAAUAUCAACAAAUGA
Didymodactylos carnosus is the source of this 672-nucleotide messenger RNA. The record is from the annotation of a GenBank genome assembly. Lineage: Eukaryota; Metazoa; Rotifera; Eurotatoria; Philodinida; Philodinidae.